Camellia sinensis is the source of this 4150-nucleotide messenger RNA. RefSeq names its product amino-terminal region of chorein. NCBI's taxonomy places the organism in Eukaryota, Viridiplantae, Streptophyta, Magnoliopsida, Ericales, Theaceae. The record is from RefSeq and is a predicted model, not a curated record.
CACGUGUAAACCUACACCCGCCCCUCCGUAUUCUGAAAUUCCCCUCCCCACCACACGUCGCCACUCCUAGAAAACGAACCACCACCACGAUCUGGUGAUUAGUGGUAUUCCGGUGACACCACCGCCGCCUCCGCCGCAGACCUGAACUAGGUUUUUUUCUGCACCGCUUCCUUUCUACGCGACCACUAGAUCUAGAAGAUUCUACAACACUCGACUCUCUCCGGAAGUUUCUUCGGAGGUGAGAAUUCCGAAUGGAGUCGAUACUGGCACGAGCAUUAGAGUACACGCUUAAGUACUGGCUCAAAUCAUUCACCAGAGAUCAGUUCAAAUUGCAGGGCCGUACCGUCCAACUCUCCAAUUUAGAUAUCAAUGGUGAUGCUUUGCACGCCAGUCUCGGAUUGCCUCCCGCACUGAAUGUCACAACAGCGAAGGUCGGAAAAUUAGAGAUUAUGCUUCCCUCUGUAAGUAAUGUACAAAUAGAGCCCAUUGUUGUGCAAAUUGAUAGGCUCGAUUUGGUUCUGGAGGAGAAUGAUGAUAUGGAUGCAUGUAAGAACACAAGUAGUGCACAGUCAUUCCCCAGCCCUGGAAAGGGAAGUGGUUAUGGAUUUGCCGACAAGAUUUCAGAUGGAAUGACUGUAGAAGUGCGUACUGUCAAUCUUCUUCUUGAAACUCAUGGGGGUGCUCGACAGAAAGGAGGAGCAACUUGGACAUCACCAAUGGCAUCUAUUACCAUCCGCAACCUUUUGCUCUACACUACUAAUGAAAGUUGGCAGGUAGUCAAUCUGAAGGAAGCGAGGGACUUUUCCAAUAAUAAAAAGUUCAUUUAUUUAUUCAAGAAACUUGAAUGGGAAUCUCUAUCUGUCGACCUUCUGCCUCAUCCGGACAUGUUUGCUGAUGUUCAUUUUGCGUCUUCUCGAGAGGGAUCCAACAAGAAAGAUGAUGAUGGGGCAAAGCGUGUUUUUUUUGGUGGAGAGCGAUUUAUCGAAGGAAUAUCAGGACAGGCUUAUAUCACAGUACAGAGGACAGAACUAAAUAGUCCACUGGGGCUUGAGGUUCAGUUACAUAUCCCUGAAGCUGUUUGCCCCACUUUAAGUGAACCAGGAUUGCGUGCUCUUCUCCGCUUCUUUACGGGAUUUUACGUAUGUCUAAAUAGAGGAGAUUUGAAUCCAAAUGCUCAGCAGCGUUCCACAGAAGCAGCAGGACGUUCCCUAGUCUCUGUUAUUGUGGACCACAUAUUUCUUUGCAUCAAAGAUUCUGAGUUCCGGCUUGAACUUUUAAUGCAGUCGCUUUUCUUUUCUCGGGCAAGUGUUUCUGAUGGAGACAAUGCAAGAUGCUUGACACAGGUGAGGAUAGGCGGACUGUUUUUAAGGGAUACCUUUUCACGCCCUCCAUGCACCUUAGUGCAACCAUCAAUGCAGGCCGCUACAGAAAGUUGUCUGCAUAUUCCAGAGUUUGGUAAGAGCUUUUGUCCUCCAAUAUAUCCAUUGGGAGACCAGCUGUGGCAAAUAAAUGAAGGUGUUCCUCUGAUAUGCCUCCAUUCUCUUCAGGUCCAGCCCUCCCCAGCACCACCAUCUUUUGCUUCACAAACGGUUGUUGAUUGUCAGCCUCUUAUGAUUCAUCUUCAGGAAGAAUCCUGUCUGAAGAUUGCUUCCCUGUUAGCUGAUGGAAUUGUGGUUAAUCGUGGAGAUAUUUUACCUGAUUUCUCAGUUAACUCCCUCAAAUUCAAUCUCAAAGGAUUAGAUAUCACUGUUCCUCUGGAUACGGGAAACUCAAUCUAUUCUACAGCCAAUAGCGAACCAAAUUUUCAGAGCUCUUUUGCUGGAGCAAGGCUUCAUGUUGAGGAUUUGUUUUUCUCAGAGUCACCUUCCUUAAAACUCAAGCUACUGAACCUGGAGAAGGAUCCUGCUUGCUUUUGUCUCUGGGAAGAUCAACCAAUUGAUUCUAGCCAGAAGAAAUGGACUGCUGGAGCCUCUCUUAUUAGUUUGUCUCUAGAAACACGUAAUGACUCAACUGGACUUCUGAGUUCUCUUAACACAUCUUCAGGUUGCUGGAGGUGUGUUGAGCUGAAAGAUGCUCGUGUUGAGGGGGCUAUGGCAACUGCAGAUGGCAGUCCAUUAUUAAUCAUUCCUCCUCCCGGAGGAUUGAUCAGAGUUGGGGUUGCUUGUCAACAAUAUUUGUCAAACACUUCAGUUGAACAGUUGUUUUUUGUUCUGGAUCUCUAUGCCUACUUCGGUAGGGUCAGUGAAAAGAUAGCCAUAAUUGGAAAAAGUAACCGAAUGAAGAAAAUUAGAAAUGAAUCAGUAGGUGGAAGCCUAUUGGAAAAGGUUCCUAGUGAUUCUGCUGUAAGCUUGGCAGUGAAGAAACUCCAGCUAAGAUUUCUGGAAUCUUCUUCUGCAGUUCUUCAGGGAAUGCCGCUGGUUCAGUUUCUUGGAGAAGAUCUAUUCAUCAAAGUUACUCAUAGAACCCUUGGCGGUGCCAUAGUUAUUUCAUCCAAUUUACGCUGGGAGAGUGUUGAGGUGGACUGUGCAGAUGCUGACGGAAAUUUGGCACAUGAGAAUGGUAUUCCAUUACCUACUCUUGAAAAUGGUCUUUCAAUUGUCGGGAAUGGAUGUCGUCAGCUGAGAACUGUCUUUUGGGUGCAAAAGAGACUGAAAUGUCAAUCAAAUGGUAACACUCCUUCAAUUCCUUUUUUGGACAUAAGCAUGGCGCAUAUGAUUCCAUACAGCACACGGGAUAUGGAGUGCCAUAGAUUGACUUUGUCAGCUUGUAUUUCUGGUGUUCGACUUGGGGGAGGAAUGAAUUAUACCGAAGCCCUCUUACAUCGAUUUGGAAUAUUGGGGCCAGAUGGUGGUCCUGGGGAGCGGCUCUCUAAAGGGUUAGAAAACUUAUCUGCAGGGCCUUUGUCGAAACUUUUCAAAGCAUCACCUCUUAUUGCAGAUGAGCUCCAAGAUAGAAUGGACAACGGAACUUCAGGAGAUGGGAAUGACAGUGCUUUCUUGCACUUGGGUACACCUGAUGAUGUGGACUUAUCUGUAGAAUUGAAAGAUUGGUUAUUUGCCCUUGAAGGUGCACAGAACAAUGAAGAAGAGUGUUUGUUACAAAAUCAUAAUGAUCUUGGCAGGGAAGAGAGGUGUUGGCACACAACUUUCCAGAGUUUGCUAGUGAAAGCAAAAAGUAGCCCAAAGCAUGCAGUGAAUGGCAAAGAAAAAUCAUUUCGACCACAGAAAUAUCCUGUCGAAUUGAUAACAGUUGGUGUGGAAGGUUUGCAGACCUUGAAGCCCCAGUCACAAAAGCAUAUCCUUCAGAAUGGAUUACAUCUGGAAGGGCCCAAGGAGGCUGUUGAGGUAUAUGGUGGGAUAAAUCUGGAAUUUGGCAUAGUGAUAUCUGAAGACAAUGUGGACGGAGACAUGGUGAAAUGGGUGGUGGAAAACUUCAAAUUUUCUGUAAAACAGCCGAUUGAGGCAAUCGUGACGAAGGAUGAGUUGCAGCACCUUGCUUCUCUGUGCAAGUCUGAAGUUGACUCAAUGGGCCGCAUAACUGCUGGUGUCCUGCGGUUACUUAAGCUGGAGGGGUCCAUUGGUCAGGCAGCCAUCAAUCAACUAAACAAUCUUGGAAGUGAAAGCUUUGACAAGAUUUUCACCCCGGAGAAGCUUAGUAAUGGUAGUAGCAUUGACAGUAGUGGGUUCAGUCCACAGUCAAGUAUCACUGGUGAAAGCCAGCAGCCUUCAACCUUGCUGUUGACAGUGGCUUCACUUGAAGAGUUAGUCUUGGAUUCUCAGGCAAAAUGUUCAGCUCUUACUGCCGAAUUAUGCAGUUCAGAAUCUUCCGUACAGCAUCUUGCUGAAAUUGUACAACUCACUCAGAAACUUGAGAGUAUGCAGCGUUUAUUGACACGACUUCGGACUCAAAUCUGAUUGGCCCUUCCUUGUCUUUGGUUUCUGUACAAUUUUGGGAUAAAAGUAUCCCAAUCAUAUAGUUUGGAUUUUUUUUUUUGUAUAUAUAUAUAGAUACAAUACGUGAGUGUGUGUAUCAAUUAGGCGAAUUCAAGAGAAUCAUAGAUCCAAUUAAAAAUUUUGUAUUUCACUUUUGUAUUCAAAUUUAUGAUCAUAAAGAAAUACGUCUCAUGCUUGACCCGAUAGUUUCUUGGUGA